Gasterosteus aculeatus aculeatus (three-spined stickleback) is the source of this 1462-nucleotide messenger RNA. RefSeq names its product N-lysine methyltransferase SMYD2-B. Gene Ontology annotation, cellular component: nucleus. The record is from RefSeq and is a predicted model, not a curated record. NCBI's taxonomy places the organism in Eukaryota, Metazoa, Chordata, Actinopteri, Perciformes, Gasterosteidae. Gene Ontology annotation, molecular function: protein binding.
GGUCGCACCCGAGUGGCCGGAGGUGGAGGAGUGGGGGAGAGCAACCAUGACGGGCGGCAUCGCGGGGGGUCGAGAGGUUCGACAGUCCGGGCAAAGGACGCGGUCUCCGGGUCACCAGAGGCUUUGCAGUCGGGGAGCUGGUGCUCUGCAGCCCGGCCUAUUCGUUUGUGCUGUCGGGAGAGGAGAGAGGCUCCCGCUGCGAGUUCUGCUUCACUAAGAAAGAGAAGCUGGCAAGAUGUGGGAAGUGCAAGAAAGCCUCCUACUGCAACGCAAAAUGUCAGAAAGGGGACUGGGCCAUGCACAAGCUGGAGUGCUCUGCCAUGAUGGCGUUCAAGGAGAACUGGUGCCCGUCGGAGAUUUCUCGCCUGGUCGCCCGGAUCCUCGCCAAGAAGAGAACGCAGAAAGAAAGAUGUGUUUCUGAGAAGAUCUUGCUCAUAGACGACAUUCAAUCACACGUGGAGGACGUGGACAACGAGAAAAGAGAGAGGAACGAGGCAGAAGUCGCCGGGCUGCAUCGUUUCUUCUCCAAACAUUUGGAGUUUCCCGACCACAAAGACCUUCUCGCGCUCAUCUCACAGGUGGCCUGUAAUGGUUUCACCAUAGAGGACGAUGAGCUGUCUCACCUGGGUACUGCACUCUACCCAGACGUGGCGCUGAUAAACCACAGCUGCCUCCCCAGCGCCAUCGUCACGUACGACGGCACGGCGGCGCAGGUUCGAGCGGUGCGGAACAUGGAGCCUGGAGAUGAAGUGCUCAUCAGCUACAUAGACCUCAUGUAUCCCACCGACGACCGCAACAACAGGCUGAGAGAGUCCUAUUACUUCACCUGCGACUGCCGGGACUGUAAAAGCAAGUCCGGCGACAAGGCCAAGUUGAGAGUGCGUAAGCGGAGCGACCCCGUCGAGCCGCAGGCCAUCGGCAACAUGGUGCGCUACGCCAGGAAAACCGUCAGAGAGUUCCGGGCCGUCAAGCACAUAAAGACCCCUAGCGAGUUGCUGGAGAUGUGUGAACAGAGCCUGGAGGAGAUGGGAUCCAUCUUUGAGGACGCCAAUGUCUACAUGGUCCACGUGAUGUACCAGGCCAUGGGGGUUUGUCUCUACAUGGAGGACCCAGAAGGAGCUCUCCGGUACGGCGAGAAGAUCAUCAAGCAUUACAGCAAGUUCUAUCCACCGUUCUCCCUGAAUGUGUCCUCCAUGUAUCUGAAGUUGGGCCGGUUGUACAUGGGCCUCGAGAGGCGCUCAGCGGGUGUCAGCGCUUUCAAGAAGGCAAUGGCCAUCAUGGAGGUGGCUCACGGGAAGGAUCACUUCUACUUGACAGAGUUGCGCAAAGAGAUGGCACAACAAUGAGGAGAAAGUAAAGACUUCAUACCCUCCUUUGAAGAGGAGCUUUACAGAACCGAAGCCAUUUUCUGUUAUUUUUAGAACUGACGUUAACUGACAUUAAACUUUUUACAUCAGCUUUA